GGGUUCAAAAAGUUGUUUUCUUCUUCUUUCUCUUUCUUUGUUUUCCACCUUUUUCUUGUUUACAUUCUAUUGUAACAUCUAUAUUUCUAUUCUUACUCAUCUUAAAAAGUUUCUUUUAUAUCAUUUUUGUCUUUUUCAUUCUUUGAACAAAAAGAAUCCACUUUUUUUUUUUUUACUAUAUUUGUUUGUAUUUCGGUUAAUAGUAUUUAUACAUCUUUUCUUUAUACAACAAGAAAAACAACAAUAACAACAACAACAUAUAUAUAUAGUUCGACUCAAACAUCUUUAUAGCAAACAUUUAGUUUCUUAAAAAGGAAAAACAACAACAAUUACGAUCUACUAUAUUCAUCAUGUCGGUAUAUAAUCAUCGUCCUAUGGUACCCACUCCUGUUAACCGUUUUGUGGAAAUGCUGGAUUCUAUUCGAAAUGAAUUUGAUCAACUGACACAAGAAGCUUAUAUUUGCAAAUCUCAACGAGACGAUUUUGAACUUAAAAUGAAUUCACAAAUUCAAGAAAUGUCUAGUUUUCAACAAAACCUUUUGGAAUUGGAACGUACUCAACAAGGCUUAAAGAAACACUAUGAAGAAGAAAUUGCUCGACUUCGUCAGCAAUUGGAACAAGCACAAUCACGUGCAAACCAUCCUAUGGCCACACCUAAAACGCCUAUGUCAUCAAGUCCUUCUAACGUUGGUCAUCCUUCAUCACAUCAACCUCCUCCUCCUAAUAUCGGACCAGGAUCCAAUUAUUUUGGAGGUAUUAUGAACGCGCAUGGUAAUCAAGGUCCUCCUGGUUUAGUGGCCCCUCCACAAAUGGGUGAACCUUCUCCAUCCCAUCAUCCUGGUUAUUCUCCAGCUCCUCCUCCUCCAGGUUAUAUGAAUGGUUCCCCAGCUUCAAAUCAAGGUCAUCCUUCAAGUGCUCCAGUACAAUAUGGUUCUUCUUAUCCUCCUCAAAAAGGUGCAGGGACACCAGUGAAUCAAUCAGCUCCUUUGUUACCUAGUGAUAUGAAACGCAAAUCUGGUCCUCCUCCUCCUCCAUCUGCUUAUCCUCCACAAAAUAUACAACAACCUCAAGCUAUCACUCCUGGUGGUGGUGGUGGACGAUCCAAUCUUCCCAUGAAAAGUCCUGGGACAAACUCUUCUGGUGCAUUGGCAGAUAUGGAUCCUGAAGUGGUUCCUGCAAAUAUGAAAAUUGAAGGUCAAGAUUGGUUUGCAUUAUUUAAUCCAAAAGCCAAUCGUUAUCUCACAGUGGACCUGGUACAUACAUUGGAUCAUUCAAGUGUUGUUUGUUGUGUCAAAUUCAGUCAAGAUGGUCGAUAUAUGGCUACUGGAUGUAAUCGAUCCACUUUUAUCUAUGAUGUUGCUACUGCUCAAAGGAUUUGUGUUCUUCAAGAUGAAAAUACAUCUUCUGAAGGUGACUUGUAUAUUCGAUCCGUAUGCUUUAGUCCUGAUGGCAAAUAUUUGGCCACUGGUGCUGAAGACAAACAAAUUAGGAUUUGGGACAUUGCACAAAGGCGUAUUCGAUUCAAGUUGACAGGCCAUGAACAAGACAUUUAUUCUUUGGAUUUCAGUCGAGAUGGUCGUAUUGUGGUAUCAGGCUCUGGUGAUUGUACUGCAAGAAUAUGGGAUAUGGCUGAUGGCUCUUUACUUCAUACAUUAGUGAUCAAGGAUAAGGAACAAAGAGAUCCUGGUGUGACUAGCGUUGCAAUUUCUCCUGAUAGUAGACUUGUUGCUGCUGGUAGUCUGGAUAAGAUGGUACGAGUAUGGGAUGCUUAUGAUGGAAAACUAUUGGAUCAAUUGGAAGGACAUAAGGAUAGUGUUUAUUCUGUUGCUUUCAUGCCAGAUGGAAAUACAUUGGUUAGUGGAAGCUUGGAUAAGACUUUGAAAUUAUGGCAACUUGGUGGUGACAGAGACAGAGCAAGAAAUCAUUGUAAGAUGACAUUUGUCGGGCAUAAGGACUUUGUUCUCUCUGUUGCUUGCACACCUGAUGGAAAUUGGGUGGUUUCUGGAUCAAAGGAUCGAGGUGUACAAUUCUGGGAUCCUCGUACAGGUCAAACUCAAUUCAUGUUACAAGGCCACAAGAAUUCAGUGAUUUCUGUUGCUAUCAGUCCAAGUGGUCGACCCUUAUUUGCUACUGGAUCUGGUGAUAAUCGUGCUCGUAUUUGGAGUUAUGAUCCCAUCUCUUAGUUUAGUUCUUUACAUUCAUUACUUCUUUUUUUUUCUCUUCAUAUUAUUAUUCAAUUUUUUUUAUCUUUAUAUAUAUACUUUAUUCACACCAUUCAUUCCAUUUUUUUUCAAUCUUAUAUCAAUCAUUAUCCACUCGUCCCUCAUCUGACUUGUCAUCCUAUAUAUAUAUAUUUUUGUCUUUAUAUCAUUCAUUCCUUCCCCCCAAUCAAAUAAAAAUAAAAAAAAAAAGAAAU
Halteromyces radiatus is the source of this 2416-nucleotide messenger RNA. Its product is annotated as WD40-repeat-containing domain protein. NCBI's taxonomy places the organism in Eukaryota, Fungi, Mucoromycota, Mucoromycetes, Mucorales, Cunninghamellaceae. The coding region runs from base 351 to 2183 and encodes 610 amino acids. Gene Ontology annotation, molecular function: protein binding. The transcript has 11 exons. The record is from RefSeq and is a predicted model, not a curated record.